CGUUUUAUUUUGCAGUUUUUGAAGAAUCUUUAUUUGGAGCACCAAUGGGAUUUUUCUAUAACUUUGUCUAUUAUGGGUAAAGAAAAGAAAUCCAGUAAUGCUAAUCUGCCUCAGAUGAAGCAUAAUUCUAUUGUGCAAAAAAAACGAAAAAUGAAGACUAGUGUGAUUUUGGUCAAUAAUAACACAACUAAAUCUGAUGGUAUAAGAAAUCUCGUUGCAUCAACGAGCGGAGCGAGAUCCCCUAAACUACAGCACGAUAUUAUAACAUGCACCCAGGAGGGUCAGCCUUCAAAAAGUUGCAAGAACCAUAGACUGCAAGAGGCCCAUAAAAUUCUGAAUAAAAAGCUAUCUUUAUCCAGUAGUGAAGAUGUGAUGGAAUGGGAGCCAACGGAAAAGGAAGUAAUGGAAACACUUUUUGAAUUGAGAAAAGAUUUUUCUGCUAGAACAAGCCAUAGUUCUACUGAAAAUUCAACCAGAAGGUCGGAACCAAAUUCUAAUAUUGCUGCAUACAUAGUUAUUGAUACCAACAUAUUCCUGUCACAUUUGCCCAUUGUGAAAACAUUAACAGAAGAUGAAGAAUUUAGUUCCAAAGUCCAAAUUUUGGUACCGUGGAUGGUAUUACAAGAACUUGAUUUCAUGAAAAGCAACAGACAGAAUAAGAUCAAUUUGGAAAUUGUUGCAAGAAAAGCUGCAACCCUCAUUCUAGAGCAAAUAAAUAAAAAAAAUUCCUUCUUCAGAAGUCAAACACUUACUGAAUUCAAAAGUUGUAUCAAUCUGCUACCUUAUGAGAAUGCUGAUGAUAAGAUCCUUCAGUGGUGCCUUUACCUCAAAAACGAAAUGUUGUCUGAUAUCAUUCUUCUUUCAAAUGAUGUCCUCUUUUGUGCAAAAGCAUCUGCAAAUGGAAUACAGCCAAUGCAGUCAGCGAAUUUCAUUCCAAUAUUGCGGCAAAUGCUUCUGGCAGAAACCGCCUGUGGCUCAGGGCAAGGCACUCUAACUAAUUUUGUGAAGAACACACCAAAUCAUUCAGAAGAUAGCUCAGAUGAGACACCAGGUAGACCAAGUAACCACCAACAAGAUCCUUGCAGAAAAAACGAAGUUGUAAAUGCAACAUCAUUCUUAUAUCAAUUCGAAGAAUGCAUUGUGGAUUCCAUGAGCCAGCUGCUUGAAUAUGAGAUGAAACAAGUAUACGAAGACAUUUGGCACCAGAUCGUCUUAAUAAAGCCGCCUUGGAAUUUUCGAGAUCUUCUGCGUUGCAUAGAUAAGCAUUGGAUUGCCGUUUUCGGAUACAUUUAUCCUAAAGACAUGCAGCAGAAGCUGAAUCAUCUUAGCAACAUGUGGAAAAAUAUCAAAACAAAGGUUACUGUACAGCAAGAAGAACGCGAGAUGAUUCUCCAAUCCGCUAUAUGCAUCUUACAGUUGGUACAAAGAACAAGAAAUCAGUUCCGUUACGCUCUGCAAAAGGCUAUUGACGGACUUCAAAGAUUACUACAACAAGAUGCAGAGCUGAACGAUACUUUCAUUCUGGAUCUGUUUACUCGUGUUUGGGGCCGAUUUAACUUUAUUUGCGGAACGCUGUCUGAUGCCGUUGGUGUAGCCCAUCCCGAACUUCAGUAUGAACCCGAUUCAACUUGUCCUACUCUCCAAGAAGUUAGGGACGGCUUACAGAAGUUAAAACCUCUUUUGCUUGGAAUGGAGGGCGCCAUGUCUAGUUUCCUGCAAAACAGCGAAACCUCUCCAGUGUGUCGGUUGAGGCAGGACCGCAGUUUACAAAAUGUGUCUCGUUGCAUCCUGUUGUCCAUCAGAGAGCUCGGUUUACAGGUAAAAGAAACCGCUACAGCAGAAUCUUCCUUGAGUCGCACCAUGGUUCACUUCGCAUCAAACGCACAGCAUAGAAAAAAAAUGGAGAUUGGACUUGAGCAGCUACGGGUUUAUAUUCGCGUGCUGGAUUCCGUUGCUUCCAAGUUGCACUGAGUUGCCUUAUUUUUCACUCUUGAUUCUUGUACAAUUUCAUUCAUGUUUAUUCUCAACCCCG
Daphnia carinata is the source of this 2032-nucleotide messenger RNA. It is a transcript of the gene Swt1, whose product is annotated as transcriptional protein SWT1-like. Gene Ontology annotation, cellular component: nucleus. Bases 73 to 1971 code for a protein of 632 amino acids. The transcript is spliced from 7 exons. NCBI's taxonomy places the organism in Eukaryota, Metazoa, Arthropoda, Branchiopoda, Diplostraca, Daphniidae. The record is from RefSeq and is a predicted model, not a curated record.